CUUGAUCUUGAGGGCAGAGCAAACGAGUUUGAUUCUGAUACUCUGGUCCCCGACAUUGAUCUGCUUGAUUGCCCUCUCGUUUGCCUCUCACCAUCACCGCCUUUCAUCAAACCUCCUCGUCGGGUACAUUUUUUGGCAUCAGAAUUGGCCAUGCGCUCCAUGAGCCCCGUUUCGGAUUCCUGUGAAGAAGGCAAAUUCAAGUCAAGUGAUGAUUGUGGAGGUGCGACUUUCCGUAAUGAUCCUACGGGCUUGCCGGAGGGGUGUUCCAGAUUUGGGAUGGGAGCUGGGCAAUGGUGGCUUCUGACUGGAGGUCUUGUAAAUGAACCUGUUUCUAUGAGAAAGAAUCGAGCGUUUCAGGCCGGCCUCACGCCAAGAGUUACAGUAGAUACUAUUUCAGCCACUUCACCAUUGUCAAACACCAAGCGUCACCCUAGAACUCCCCAAAAGGGCAGGAAAAGCACCACAGCACGCUGUACGCCUUACCGUGACCCACAAGCCAAGCGCCCGACCGGUCCAAAGUCCAAAGGCCGCAAAGACCCCAGUUUCCCGUGCUCUCCCUCAGAGACAGCAGAAAAAGCAUUGGAACAGGAAUUUUAUGAAGAGCGAUACCCAACGAACAAUGUGAUGAUGGACAUUGCACAUGGCAUUGGCUGGACAUUGGCCGAAGUCCAAAAGUGGUUUCAAAUGCGGCGACGACGUUGA
Molecule: messenger RNA, 702 nt
Organism: Spizellomyces punctatus DAOM BR117
Lineage: Eukaryota; Fungi; Chytridiomycota; Chytridiomycetes; Spizellomycetales; Spizellomycetaceae
Exons: 2
Coding region: 151-702 (183 amino acids)
Molecular function (GO): DNA binding
Source: RefSeq, a predicted model, not a curated record